AAAACCGAACUUCUCAUAAUUACUGCGCAUGCGUGUAGUGUGGUAUGGGAAGUAAAGUGAAACACAAACUCUGCGAUGAUACUGCGCACCUUCAUACAGAGACGAGGAUUCACCUUGCCAAUUGUGUAUAAUUUACAACGGCGUGCCAUAACUGUUCAGAACCUCUGCCUGUCUUCCCACAAUGAUGAAGUUCACUUGGCAGAGGAAGCCAGCAAGAAAUAUGGAAGUCCUGCGCCCACUGUAUUUUCCAAAAUUAUUGACAAAACUAUUCCUGCAGACAUAAUUUACGAAGAUAACAAGUGUGUAGCAUUUCGAGACACCAGUCCCCAGGCUCCUGUUCAUUUCCUGGUUAUUCCCAGAACUCUUAUACCAAGGAUCAGUGAUGUUCAUGAUGACGAUGCACCGCUUCUUGGACAUCUCUUGGUAGUGGCAAAAAGACUGGCAAAGAAAGAAGGAUUAAGGGAGGGGUACAGAUUGAUCAUUAAUGAUGGGAAACAUGGAGCUCAGUCUGUGUAUCACCUGCACAUUCAUGUCCUUGGAGGACGACAGAUGCAGUGGCCUCCAGGAUAGAUGUCCACCUUGUCCACUUGUGUUUAAUCAUGGAGAGAAAACAUAUUCAUAAUCAUUAAAAUGGCUAGCUAUAGCAUGUCAGAAAUAAUUACAAUUCUAGAUAGUUUGAGUAUGUGAAAGCAAGUUCUUUUUUUCUUCUGAAAAAACAAGCAAUGCUGGACAAAAUAAUGUAGUAAUAAUAAAGUAAAUACAAUUUCAAAUGGGUGUUGCAGGUUGAUGAAUCAUGAAGUGUAAAGAAGAAGAAAAUAUUGAAAUAUAUCAUCCAUCUCCAUACUACUCGGUCCUCUACAUCUGCCUCUUUCAGGCAAAUAUUGAAAUAUGUCAAAUUUUAUUUAUCUAUUUUAAAUCACAUUAUGAUUUCUAAAUUGUCUUGUCAGUACUAAACAAGCUAGAGUGUGAUCACCUCACUGCUCAGCUUAAUAAAGCUAAUAAGAUAAUGGAA
Messenger RNA from Silurus meridionalis, 1012 nucleotides. RefSeq names its product histidine triad nucleotide binding protein 2 (gene hint2). The record is from RefSeq and is a predicted model, not a curated record. Gene Ontology annotation, cellular component: mitochondrion; cytoplasm. Gene Ontology annotation, molecular function: hydrolase activity. NCBI's taxonomy places the organism in Eukaryota, Metazoa, Chordata, Actinopteri, Siluriformes, Siluridae. The coding region runs from base 76 to 570 and encodes 164 amino acids. The transcript is spliced from 5 exons.